ACAAGGCGGGGCCGUAGCGCCCGCGACACAGCAGCCCCGGCGAAGUUAGCAGGCCACUGCCGCCACCUGCCCGCGACAUGAGCCCGCUCGCGCCCCGCUUCUCUGUGCCCACUGCAGUGGCCCUGGGCACCGCCGCGCUGGGCGCCGCCUUCGCCACCGGCCUCUUCCUAGGAAGAUGGUGCCCCCCGUGGCGGGCCCGGCGAGAGGAGCGCCUGCUGCCCCCCGAGGACAGCCCCCUGUGGCAGUACGUGCUGAGCCGCUCCGUGCGGGAGCACCCUGCGCUGCGGAGCCUGCGACAGCUGACCCUGGAGCAGCCGCAGGGGGCGUCCAUGAUGACCUGUGAGCAGGCCCAGCUCCUGGCCAACCUGGCGCGGCUCAUCAAGGCCCGGAAGGCGCUGGACCUGGGCACUUUCACCGGCUACUCAGCCCUAGCGCUGGCCCUGGCGUUGCCCCCCGACGGGCGUGUGGUGACCUGUGAGGUGGACUCGGGACCCCCGGAGCUGGGGCGGCCCCUGUGGAAGCAGGCGGAGGAGGAGCACAAGAUCGAGCUCAGGCUGAAGCCCGCCUUGGAGACCCUGGAUGAACUCCUGGCCGCGGGCGAGGCCGGCACCUUCGACGUGGCCGUGGUGGACGCGGACAAGGAGAACUGCGCCGCCUACUAUGAGCACUGCCUGCAGCUGCUGCGCCCUGGGGGCUUCCUGGCCAUAGUCAGUGUCCUGUGGCGCGGCCAGGUGUUGCAGCCUCAACCUCAGGACACCGCGGCUAAGUGCGUGCGCAACCUGAACGAGCGCAUCCUGCGAGAUGCCAGGGUCCACAUCAGUCUCCUACCCCUUGCCGACGGCCUCACCUUGGCCUUCAAGAUCUAGGGCUGGCCCCUACGGAAUAGCCUUGAGAGAGGAGACCCGGAAACUCCAGUUUUAAGUCUGAUUAUAAUAAAGUGGGGCCCGGAGCCUCUUAAUUU
Messenger RNA from Erinaceus europaeus (western European hedgehog), 961 nucleotides. RefSeq names its product catechol-O-methyltransferase domain containing 1 (gene COMTD1). The record is from RefSeq and is a predicted model, not a curated record. Lineage: Eukaryota; Metazoa; Chordata; Mammalia; Eulipotyphla; Erinaceidae. The transcript is spliced from 7 exons. Gene Ontology annotation, molecular function: S-adenosylmethionine-dependent methyltransferase activity; O-methyltransferase activity. Bases 78 to 866 code for a protein of 262 amino acids.